ACUGCGCCCUAGAGAACAAACAUGGCACCGGUUCUUUCGAAAGCAGUGUUGCCACGACACAUUAAAAAAAUAGUAGUAGAUCUUUUCGCGAAAAAUUAGUAGAAAUCAGUAGAUUUUUAAUUUCAAUUUUUGCACUCAGUUUAUGAGCCCACGAAUUCAGCGCUUAUAUUAGUACUCUGUUGAAGUAUUGUAGCUUCCAGGAAAUGGUACAAAAAUUGACCCCGAGAUUCUUAGCGAUACUUUUGAAAAACCCGGGGAUCCAGAGAGCCAUUGUCAAGCACGAAUUUAAAAACAGCGAAGCCCUCCGAUGGCCUAUUCAAAGGCGUCAGAUGGUAGUUAGUACCUGAAAGCUUUAGAGUGUAGUAUCUUCCAGACAGGGGUAAUUGGAGAUCGCUGGGAGAGGCCUCCAUAGAGGCCUCCGUGCUGCAGUGCACAUAACAAUAGGUUGGUCAUGAUGAUGAUGGUGAUAAUGGUCGUUUCAUAGUUGUGCAGUUCAGUAGUGCACCCACUUUCACAAAUUCACCGCUUCACUGUUUCCCAUAGAGCAUAGAAACUCUAUGCCUUUUCCCCACUUUUCUCAAAGACAGAGGUAGCGCCACGUUUUUGUCUGGCAACGCAGGAGUGUAUGUUAACCUCGAAGCCAACCACGUUUUUUUUUUCUCUCGCUAGGUGGCAUCACAUUAAUAUAACCUCUGUAACCUCUAUAACCAUCUAUCCAUCUAUUCCCUGUACUGAAAAAGUUGCAGAUUUCGCUUUCGUUUCAGUAGGAAAGCAAGAAAAUCAGCAGAUUCAAGCGCUUUAUCACUGUAUCAGCAGAAAACUUAAAAAAUCAGUAGAUCUACUGAUAUAUCAGCAGCCGUGGCAUCACUGUUCGAAAGGCGGCUAGGCGCAGGGAGCAGGUUCGACGCGCGGAUACCGGCAUACGUUUUAUGUUUUCGAUAGCGCUGGCUUCGCAGUGUUCUGUUUCACCUCCCAGGUUCGCCGGCGUCUCCGUGUCUGCGUUCCCGGGACUUCGGCGCCGGACUGCCGCCGUUCUGCCACAGUGUCCCGGAUGAGAGAGCGCGUUCCGCCGGCGGCGAGCGUUACCUUGGUGUGUGAAAGUGCUCUUCGUUCAGUAUCAGUGGGUUCGAGCGGCUUGUCGAGCGCGCACGUCGCGGAGAUGUGUGCGGUGUGUGAGUGAGAAAGGAAACGGCGCGUUUCACGGAGGCGCAAGCGUUUCAUUCUUUGCAGACUGCUGGCCUUUAAGACAAAAUGGCGAAUCCGAGGAAUGCUCGAAGACCUGUUGGAGCUCCGUAUAUCACUUACUUCCUGGCCAACCUGGAACGCACCAGGGGCUUUUUCUCCGGGAAGCUCAUCGACUACCGCAUGCCGUGCACGGCUUCUGAAGAUAGAACGUGCCAGAUUGUUGCCAACCUUAGCGUAUGGAACGAGUUCCUGUGGCCGCUUGACCUGGAACUGCGCGAGCUACCAGAAACAGGGAUGCAACUGGGUCUGAUAAAUUUUCCCAGUAACUCCCGUUCCAAACUUAUGAAAGACCGAAUGCAUCACGGAGCCGCAGUUCUGUACUGGCUUCUUAGCACCCAUCACUGCGUCGCACGAAUGCACAUUGGGAACACGUUCGCUUUUAGGGAAACGGCUAAAUUGUGCUUGCCGGUGCUUUUCGAAACCCUUGACGAAAAUUAUUCAUUGAAAUCCGUCGUUUUUGAUUUCCGAACUGUAGUGGAAUUGAAAUCCGAGGAAAUGGAAAAGCUUGUCGAGCACAUUUUGUCUCCAAAAUGCCUGGCGGAAAUUGAGCUGCCGCGACAACAUUCCUCGCUCUGUGUGCAUAACGUUUCUGCUAUUCUUCGAAGCACGGCAACGUUGACUGUACUCGACUGUUCCGUGAUAUGUCAGGUAGAAAGCACGCUAGCGCGCCGGUUCUUCACAGCACUGAGAAUGAACUCGACACUGCGUGAUUUGUCGUUAAGCCUAGCGGUAAUAAGCGCUGAUCCGGCGUUGUUCGCUGAAUUCCUUAGUGGUGACGCCCGGCUACAAACUUUGAGAGUGGUCUCUACCUACGCUGUCUUACCUGAUGAUCGCUUAAGAUGUAUGCUGGAAGGUAUGGUGAAGAACCGGUCAGUCUCGAACUUGCAAGUCGAGAAUAUCGCUUGGGAUUUUGAGAGCAUUGAGCUUGCAUCGAAACUGCUUGCUGAAAACAGAGUUUUGCAAAGCUUUCAUGUGUCUUCGCCCAACUAUGUGCUGGAUGAAUCUAUAGGGUUGAGUGUAAGACUCACAAUGCCGCCCAACACCUCUUCUCUUCAGGAUGCCAUUGCGCGUAACAGCAGGUUACAGUACAUGACCUUGAAUUUCAGCAUGUGGACUGCUGAACACUGGGCAGCUUUUUUCAGUGUUUUGUCAAAACACACAAGCCUCAAGAUGGUGACCAUCAUUAUUGGAGACAGAGAAGAAUACCGUCUUUUGCUUGACGUCGUCAAAUCCCUUCAAGAAAGUGGCUGGGAAGAGAAGGUUUCCUUCAAAACUCGCUGUAUUGUCGACAGGCUGACUGUUUCUGAUUGCAAGUAUUUUCGCGAACUUAGCCUAACGGUAUUGGACCGAACAAAAGACAUAAUGUUGCCACUUUUGCAGCAGUUGUCCACGCUUACGCGCUUGAAAGAAUUAAGCCUGACCCUUCGCACGUGGGACAGCGUAAUGUUUUACGCCAUUUCUAAAUACAUAUCAAUGACGUCGACCCUCCGAAUGCUGUACCUAGACUUGUGCACGAGAAACCAUGCGCCUGAAUUAAUCGAGUGGUGGCCAGCACUUUCGAGAUCACUUCUGCUCAACAAGAGCAUUGUUGCGCUCAGCAUUGGUGUUUAUGUGGAAAGCAGCCAGAACAUCGAACUGCUCGGUGACGCAGUAAUGCGAAGCCAGACUAUCCGAAAGCUCUGCUUGAUGCCAUUUGAUCCACUUGCACUCGUCGGCUUCCUUCGAGGUCUACGCGCAGAUGUAUUGAACAACUACGCGCUAUGCCGUGUCACCGUGGACUUUCGCAUAACCCCUAAUAUUGUGGCGGACUGGUUCGCCGUGUGCGACACGUCACGGCGAAACUCUGGCUUUGUAGCCCGGGCAGCGCAGUUCCUGAAUCAUGCACGGUGUGACAGGCUCUGCGCCGCUGGUCUGGACCGAGUGUCCCGUCAUCCGGCGCUGUUGGCCGAACUUGCGGAAGUGCUGUCCAUAGGCGAGGAAGAGGCAGCACGCAGGGUGCGACAACGGUUUCGCAACAUCGAAGGUCUGCACGAAUUCAUGCGACUGACCGGUGUCGUCAAGCAGCGGGUCAGGUGUCAGCCGCGCGAGGACGGACGCGCGCAGCUGGACGACCUCAACAGCGAGUGCUGGUGUCACGUGAGGCGCUACCUGCAGCUGGACGACGUAGCGUUUGACUGAACGUUGCCGCCGGAUCUGCAGGCACUUUUGGUUGCCACUUGAGCCACGGUCUGAAAAAUCGCCAAAGUUGGCAUAUGUUCUUUCUGUGGAGGACGGUGUGCGUUUUUCCAUACAUCAUACUCAGAACGUGGGAUGGGUGAGAGCCCCGUGUAUUCUUAGUAAGAAUUCCACGUUCAUUUUUGUUUGAUUUUUUAUCCUUUGCGGUAGUUCCUGCGAAAACGGCGUUUAAUGUGAGGCUUAGCAAAUAUUCCAUUAUUGUGAGCAGAGUUAUACUUUUGGUUACCGUGUGAACUUGGGUCACCUCCCGAAGGCCUGAUGUUUACGCGUACUUUUUUUGCUUUCAAUAAAGAAAUUUCAUUCCAGAAA
This is a messenger RNA of Dermacentor andersoni, 3789 nucleotides long. RefSeq lists its product as uncharacterized. Lineage: Eukaryota; Metazoa; Arthropoda; Arachnida; Ixodida; Ixodidae. The record is from RefSeq and is a predicted model, not a curated record.